Messenger RNA from Dimorphilus gyrociliatus, 3381 nucleotides. The record is from the annotation of a GenBank genome assembly. Lineage: Eukaryota; Metazoa; Annelida; Polychaeta; Dinophilidae.
GCCAUACUUGUUAUUGUGCGCUCGCCGGCGCCCGGCAGCAGGGACGCUUUUCAAUGAGAAAUUUCAAUGAUUCCGUUAAGAUAUGUCUAGGCGAAAACAAGGACGACCUCAACACCGUAGACAACUAGAAGAACAAGCUAGUGACGCCGACCGUUUAACAUGCGGACACUGCCAGGCCGAAUUCCCUCUCGUCUUAAUCAGUUCAUUCAUAGAGCAUAAGGUAGAACGCUGCCAAAAGAAAGUCAUCGAAGAUGAUGACGAUAUUGACGGGACGGAAAAUAAACCGACUUCUAUUCUGGCUGAUGACGACCUAAAAAAGAGAAAGAGGAAAAACGUAUCGACACCGUUAGCCUCUCUCUGUCCCCCGCAAGCAUCACCUACGUCUGUACUCAAUGCCCUAGCUCGUUUUGUGGAAGAUCAGAAGAUUAAAGAUGAAGAGGAAGACGACAAAGUCGAUGCAGAAAUAAUGACCGAACUAUCAGAGCCGAAUUCGUUGACUUGCUGCCGAUGUGGCGAGGUACUUCCAUCUUCGUGGCUACUCGUUCAGCAUAUACAAGACGAACAUGAUAUGCAGUUGUUUGAUGAUGAAAUUGACGAAGACGCAGAGAGUUGUUUAAAGGAAGAUAGUGAGAAAGAAUUAGAGGAGGCAAACAAGGAAUUUGAAUUAGGAAAGAAAUCGCCAUCUUCGCCCGGUACUGAGAUCAAAUUGCCCCCAGAAACGAAUACCAAAACAGGCAGCGGUCGCCUACCCAUACCACCCACUGCUAGCGUUCCUCAACCUGGUUUCUUCUUUAGAAUGCCUCAUCUGGCUGAAAGACCGUCAACUGGACCUACUCAUGCUGCAUUCCCACAACCACAUUUCCACGAAUUAUUGGAAAUGCAACGAAUGCGAAUGGCGCAUUUGGCGUCGAUUGCUCAUCCAGCAAGCCCGUUUGAUCAGCACAACGCGGCCGCUUUAUCGAGUUUCGCGGCUGCUCAUCAUCACCUAAGGCCCAACUCGACCGAAGUCGACUUUUAUUCUCAACGUCUAAGACAGUUGGCAGGUGGUAAUGCCGGACUUAGCCCCUCAGCUCGUAAGCAAACGCCACCGUUUUCUGCAGCGUCCCCGUUCAACGUCUCUAGCCCGCCUUCAGGCACUGUACCCUCGUCUUCGAGUAGCAGCCCUAGACCGUCCCCGGGAACGCCCUCUUCACCUACUAAACGCCCACCCGACCUGACGUGCUCGGUAUGCGGCAAACGAUUCAAGUUCGCCACGCUGCUCAACCUCCAUUCGAGGCAAGAACAUACUCACGAACGACCUCACAAAUGCUACUUAUGUACGCGAGCCUUUUAUUCGGCGGUCUCUUUAAAGAGUCACUUGGCCGUUCACUUCCAAAUCAGCGAUGAUUCGCAUUCCGAUUCGGAAGAGGAUGAGCUUGACGUAUUUGAUGGAAUUGACGAAAAGUCAGCAGCAGAGAUGGAGGAAGAAGCCGAAACGCACGUUAGGCAAAUGAGAAUGAGAUACGAAUCGGUGGGCGAUCGAACUUUGGCUAAAUUACCUCCUUACAGCGAUUCCGUGCGGAAAGCUUUGGAAGAGGGUAAGAGGAAAAGGAAAAAGAAAAGGACAUACAGCCCCCAUCAAAUUAAUGGGUCAAUAAAUGGCACUGGAGGAAAUGGCUGCGGUAGUGGUGUAGGAACUUCCUCAUCGGUCAGCACCAGUCAGGAUAGCCAAGAGGAAGAGGUGGAAACGAAGCGAAUUAAAUUGGAAAAGGAACCCAAUCGAAUUCCAAACCCUAUAGAUACUUUAUAUCCGCAUCCAUUAACCUGGCCCUUUACUCAGGCUUUAUCGUCCGCCCAAGACGUCUUCCGUGCCCUCCAACAACAACAACAGCAACAAUCCGAUUUUAUUUUACCAACUGCCCAUCCGACGUUACCAACUAGCGCGGCGCCUGCUUUGAACGGCAGUGCUUUGCGUGUUGACGCUAACAAAUCGGAAAAUAGCAGUAUCGCACCCGGAGUUACAAGCGGGGGAAAUGGGAUCACGGGUGGAGGAGCUGGAACCGGUAGAAAAGAUAGAAGAAACGAUACAUGCGAGUUUUGUGGAAAAGUGUUCAAAAACUGUUCGAAUCUGACGGUUCACAGACGGUCGCACACGGGCGAAAAGCCUUACAAGUGCGAAUUGUGUUCGUACGCGUGCGCGCAGUCUUCCAAAUUGACUAGGCACAUGAAGACUCACGGGCGAAUGGGUAAGGACGUUUAUAGGUGCAAGUUUUGCUCAAUGCCCUUCUCUGUUCCAUCAACUUUGGAGAAGCACAUGAGAAAAUGCGUGGACAAUCAGCGAGCCGCUGCUGCAGUACAAGCUGCAAUUCGAGCUCCGCAUUUGCCUUUAACAGCUGCGGCAGCAGUAGGCGCCUUGUACGGUGACAAGCAAAAGGCGUCCUUAUCAUAAUCAGGGUAAUUAGUGCCAUAAACUUGCUCAUAUAGCUGGCCGCCUACCCGGUGAGAAGCACGCUAGCACCCGAUAUACAGGUCUCUUUAUCUCUCUAUAUGUCUUUAUGUACUAUGUACGUGAACAAUCUACACAACUAAAACAUACGUAAAAACAAAUCCAUAAUGGUUUAAUAUAAAAGAAAAAACGUAGGAACAUAUUUAGUUAUGUAAUACAUCUUUUCAACUGCCCUCGUUUGCCCAGUUGCUGCAGUAUAAAAUGGGGCAAAGAAUUAUUUUUCGUGCGACGCAGACGGAUCUGUUUACAUUCAUGUAUUGUAUACACAUUCACACGCAACGACAGCUUCAUCAAACAUUUCCGCGUUAGAUUAUUCUAAUCAGAAAGCAUUUUUUUCCCUUUUACUUUUUAUCCAUUUGCCUCUCUUACUUUUUAAGAUUUGCAUAAAAACAAAACAUAGUCAUAUUUGAAGAUAUAUAUAUAUAUAUAUAUAUUUGAACAUAAUAUGUAUAAUGUUUGUAAGAGGGAAUGAGAGUGAAAGUUGAGCAUUUCCUUUCCGUUGUCCAAAAAUGAAGAUAAAACAAAGUGAACAAAAUAUUUAUAUAUAUAUCUAUAUAUGAUCUAUUGUAUAUAAAUUAUUGUUUUAUUGUUUUAUUUUUGUUGUUAUUUGUGUGAAAAUUAUAUUUACGUAUAUGAUAAAUAUUAUAUUCACUCGUAUAUUACAUAAUAUAUAUAUAUAUAUAUAUAUGUAUAUGUAUAUGUAUAAUAUGUAUACAAAGACGCCGUAAGUGUUGUCAAAAACUCGUUCUAAAACUGCACAUUCUUUAUUUUUUUUCUUUAUAUUUUUUUUAAAAUUCGUUCGUGGUUUGUAUACGUACGAUGCCAUGUUUUAAUUAAUUUAUUGUUCAGCUUUUGAAAUCCUAAAGCUACGUAUUUGUAUAAACGUUAUAAAUUAC